Punctularia strigosozonata HHB-11173 SS5 is the source of this 2128-nucleotide messenger RNA. RefSeq names its product P-loop containing nucleoside triphosphate hydrolase protein. Bases 6 to 1913 code for a protein of 635 amino acids. Lineage: Eukaryota; Fungi; Basidiomycota; Agaricomycetes; Corticiales; Punctulariaceae. The record is from RefSeq and is a predicted model, not a curated record. The transcript has 3 exons. Gene Ontology annotation, molecular function: ATP binding; ATP hydrolysis activity.
CUUUCAUGUCAUCCUUCUUCCAGGCGGUCCUCAGCAGCACGACCGCCGGUGACGGCUGCAAUGCCACCGCCCAGGGCACGAACGCCACUUCCCCGUCGUCCCCCGCCGCGCCGCAGGACCUCUCGGGGCUCCUUGCCGCUCUGAUUCCCUUUGCCAUCUUUGCUAAGCUCCCGGAUUGGAUAAAGCUGGCCAUCAUCGGGUCGAUCAUCGAGACGUGCCGACGCGCCACGUCGUGGAUAUGGUCGUACAUCACCCAGAACUUCAACCUGACGGCCCAUUUCGACUCGACCGAUAGAUCCUAUGAUUGGGUGCUGUUCUGGCUGUCCCAACAAUCCUCGUUCGGAAAAGCGCGUGACGUCGAGAUCACGACGCGUUCUUGGGGGUCGCGUCCCAACGGGUACAUGGUCCCCGGAGAGGAGCCUGAGUUCAGCGAAAACGGCGUCCCCGCCCGAGAGCUCGCAUAUGUUCCCUCUCCUCACGUCACGUACACCUUGUGGUUCAGGGGCCGUUAUAUGCAAGUGACCCGCACGCGCUCCGAAAAUCAGAGCUAUUGGUCGUCCGACGUGCAAGAAACGCUCUGCGUCAGCAUCAUGACCCGCGACCGGCGGAUCAUGAACGAGCUCCUCAUCGAGGCCAAAAAGGCGUACAACGCCGAGCAGAACACGAACGUGAACAUCUACGUCUCCGACAACUUCAACGAGUACUGGCGGCACGUCGCCGCGCGGCCCAAACGCUCCCUCUCCUCCAUCGUCCUGGACCCGGGCAUCGCCGAGCGCGUCAUCGCCGACGCGCGCGACUUCCUCGCCUCUCGCGCGUGGUACGCGAAGCGCGGGAUCCCGUUCCGCAGGGGCUACCUCCUCUACGGCGCGCCGGGCUCGGGCAAAACGUCGCUCAUCCAUUCGCUCGCGGGCGAGCUCGCCGUGGACGUGUACGUGAUCUCGCUCAGCCAGUCCGGUAUGGACGACAACAAGCUCGCGCGGCUCAUCGCCGAGCUGCCCGAGAAGUGCAUCGCGCUCAUGGAGGACAUCGACGCCGCCUUCCACCACGGGCUCAACCGCGACGCUUCGGGCUCCUCGUCCGCCGAAGACUCGGCUACCGACCCGGCGGGCAAGCCUGCAGACUCCGCGCGGACGCAGAGCGCGCCACCGGCGGCGGCGAAUCCGCCCCCCGUGGGGAGCAGGAUCACGCUCAGCGGCCUGUUGAACGCGCUCGACGGCGUCGGCGCGCAGGAGGGCCGGAUACUGUUCGCGACGACGAACAAGUACGCGAGCCUCGACCCGGCGCUGUGCCGCCCGGGCCGGAUGGAUAUGCACGUCGAGUUCAAGCUCGCGAGCCGGUACCAGGCCGCGGAGCUGUUCAAGUGUUUCUUCAUGCCGGACGAGGAGGAGGAGGUUGAGGAGAAGGAGGGGGAGGAGGUGUCGCCUAGCCGGCGGAGCGAGAAGAGCGAGGACUCGGGGUACGAGAGCGUGCAGAAGCCCGUGGAGGAGAAGGCGAUUUCCCCUGCUCCGUCGUCUGCCACUGGUUCCAUUCGCGGUAUUCCGCAUGCGGGGAGCCAGCCGACGCUGUCGAAAGCUCAGGUCCAGGCACUCGCGACGCGGUUUUCGGAGGCGCUCCCGGAACGACAGUUCUCCAUGGCGGCGCUGCAGGGGUACCUCAUGAUGUACAAGAUUCAUCCCGUGGAGGCUGUCGAGGAAUUCGCGAAGUGGGUGGAGCAGGAGAUGAAGCAACGGGAGGAGAAGGCGAGGAGGAAGGUCCCGAAGGUCGAGGUUAAGGACAUUGUCGCUGACCCUACGAUCAAGAAGGAAUCUACCCCGACGCCCCCAGCCGAGGCUACAGCGACUGCGACCCCGGCGCCUUCUGCUGCUGCACUGUGCAGUGCAUGCAGUGCGGCAACGACAUCCUCCACAAUGUAGAUUGAACCUGCCGAGUCGACUUCAGAAAAGGCGGCUUCCACCUUCACCACAAACGGUCGCCUGUCAGAUGAGCACCGACAAGGUCUCUCCAGAUGUAUCUCGACCUGCCGGUCAGAGCGCAUAUCACGGACACGACGAGUCGCUCGUAGUAGUAGCAUAGGUAACACUCCCAAUGUAGCCAUAUCGUUCACGAAUAUCACCAUAAUAAACACGAG